AAUAAACGUAGCUAAGGAUAUUACACAAAAUGGCAGGAAAGGAUAAAAUAGUUGCGAUUGAGGAAGGAACUCAAUUUUCUAACAAUGAAAGGAUUGAGCCUUCUGGUUCUUUCUGCACUUCGUCUGCAGUGGUAGAAAUCAUUCAAAAGGUAAUUGCGGAAACAAUCGGAACAUACUUCCUGAUAUUUAUUGGGUGUGGUUCAGUAGCCGUUGAUAAGAUAUAUGGAUCACUAACAUUUCCGGGUGUAAGUGUGGCAUGGGGCAUGAUUAUCAUGGUCAUGGUCUAUUCCGUUGGUCAUAUUUCUGGUGCCCAUUUUAACCCUGCAGUCACCAUCACCUUUGCCCUAUUCCGCCAAUUCCCUUGGAAACAGGUC
Messenger RNA from Cuscuta europaea, 374 nucleotides. NCBI's taxonomy places the organism in Eukaryota, Viridiplantae, Streptophyta, Magnoliopsida, Solanales, Convolvulaceae. The record is from the annotation of a GenBank genome assembly.